Messenger RNA from Gaeumannomyces tritici R3-111a-1, 2266 nucleotides. Its product is annotated as dihydroxyacetone kinase. Bases 411 to 2198 code for a protein of 595 amino acids. Gene Ontology annotation, molecular function: ATP binding; glycerone kinase activity. The transcript is spliced from 3 exons. Lineage: Eukaryota; Fungi; Ascomycota; Sordariomycetes; Magnaporthales; Magnaporthaceae. Gene Ontology annotation, biological process: glycerol catabolic process. The record is from RefSeq and is a predicted model, not a curated record. Gene Ontology annotation, cellular component: cytosol.
AACCCCGCAUUCUUGGGGGUUCCAAGACCUAGGCCCGAAAUUCGGCAGGAGCUCCCCGACCGACUUCUCGCCGAGGAGGAGCUUCCCCCGCAUCGCUCGUCAUGCCACCAGCUGCCAAUGCUUUUCCGAGCUGCCGGGUGCCACAGGCACAAGGCCUCGGGCAGUUGGUUUGCUGGGAAGGCUGCGGGGAUAUAAUGGGGCCGACCUCCCCUCCCCAUCGAGGCGUUCCACCCAGGGGGGACGACGGAUCGUAAGACUUGAGCCUGACGCAAGAAAGCUCCUCGAUAAUACGCGACCGGCUUGAGCUGCGCGAGGUACUCUUAUUCAGGCCAAGGCCAGCCAGAAGGCAUCACAAAAACCACGCCUUUCCUGUAAAACCAGCGGGUCUCCGCGCGCCUAGGGCCGUCAGAAUGUCGGCCAGACACUUCAUCAACGACCCGACCCUGCUGGUCAACACGGCCCUGCGCGCCGUGACGCUAACCAACCCCAGGACGGCGCUAGACGAGGCCAACAAGAUCGUCUACCUGCGCCCGGACCCCGCGCAGAAGCAGCCCGUGGCCAUCAUCAGCGGCGGCGGCUCAGGCCACGAGCCGUCGUUCGCGGGCAUGGUCGGCCGGGGCCUGCUGUCGGCCGCCGUCGCGGGCACCAUCUUUGCAAGCCCGUCGACGGACCAGGUGCGCAUCGCCAUCACCGGCCGCGUCGACCAUGCCGACAAGGGCGGCGUGCUCGUCACUGUCAUGAACUACACCGGCGACAUCCUCAACUUUGGCGUCGCCGUCGAGAAGGCCCGCGCGCAGGGCGUCGACGUCGAGAUGGUCGUUGUCGGCGACGACGUCGGCGUCGGCCGCGCACGUGGCGGCAAGGUCGGCCGCCGCGGAAUCGCAGGCACCGUGCUAGUGCACAAGGUCAGCGGCGCGCUGGCCGCCAGGGGCGCCUCGCUGAGCGAAGUCGCCCGGGUCGCUCGCCUGGCAGCGGCGAACCUGGCCAGCGUCGGCGCCAGCCUGGAGCACGUCCACGUCCCGGGCCGUAAGACCAUAGGUGACGACGACGGGCUGGCCCAGGGCGAGGUUGAGAUAGGCAUGGGAAUCCACAACGAGGCCGGGUCCGGGCGGGACCGGCUCGAGCUGCCGGCGCUGGUGGAGCGCAUGCUGGCGCAGCUGCUAGACCAGAAGGACCAGGACCGGGCCUUUGUGAAGAUGGCAAGCGGCAGCCCAAAGGUGGUGCUCAUGGUGAACAAUCUCGGCGGCGUCAGCGUGCUGGAGAUGGGCGGCGUCACGGCCGAGGUGGUGGCGCAGCUGGAGAAGACGUGGGGCAUCCGGCCCGUCAGGAUCCUCAGCGGCACCUACAUGACGAGCCUGAACGGCAACGGCUUCAGCAUCUCGCUGCUCGACGCCGGCGUCGACGCGGGCAUCGAGGGCGGCGUGAGCCUAGUGCAGCUCCUCGACGACCCUUGCGAGGCCACGGGCUGGUCGGCUCCCAUCUCGGCCGAGUCGUGGGGCUCCAAGAACUCGGCCACAAGGGAGGGCAACGCCGACGAGCAGAAGGAGGUCCAGCCGAGCGGCCUCAAGAUUGAUGCCGCCGCAGCCCAAAAGGCGCUCACGGCGGCGCUGGAGAGGGUCAUCUCAGUAGAAGCCGAGGUUACCGAGUACGACACCGUGGUCGGGGACGGUGACUGUGGCAUCGGUCUGAAGAGGGGUGCCGAAGCUGUUCUCCAACACCUCGCCAGCAAGCCCCUUUCGGGCGACGCCGCCGUCGACGUUGCAAAUAUCGUGGCCAUCGUCGAGAAGUCCAUGGACGGCACCUCGGGCGCUCUCUACGCCAUCUACCUGAACGCCCUCGUGCGCGCCCUCAAGGACGUCGCGGCCCGCGAAAAGGCGACGGCGGCGACGCCGCAGGUCUGGGCCGAGGCCCUGAAGCGCAGCUCCGAGGGCCUCAGCGCGUACACGCCCGCCAGGCCCGGCGACCGCACCCUGGUCGACGCUCUCCACCCCUUUGUCGAGACCCUGAGCCAGACGGGCGACCUGGCAAAGGCAACGCUCGCAGCGCGCGAAGGUGCCGAGAGCACCAAGGGCAUGCAGGCCAGCCUUGGAAGGUCCGUCUACGUGGGCGGCUCCGGGUUCGAGCAGGUGCCGGAUCCUGGUGCAUGGGGGCUGGCGAGUUUCUUCUUGGGUCUGGCAGGGCUGCCGCAGGAAAAAUAGGUGCCGCUACUUGGUAGCAGGAGUGAUACCUUACGUUCUCGAUAUCAAUACAUGAUGAUUUGGUUGCA